UAUACGGAUCAACAAUCAAAAUAUUCACAAACAACUUCUCUCACGCAUUUGUUUUUGCUAGUCGCGUAUAUUUUGUGUACAGUACCGAAAUAAUCAUUAUUUUCAGCUAAAACAUAUCGCGCUCGCCACAUCCGCGCUCGCUAGUGUCGUCACACAUUCCACCAUGCAAAAGUACGAAAAGCUAGAGAAAAUCGGCGAGGGUACGUACGGAACCGUGUUCAAGGGUAAGAACCGGGACACGCUCGAAAUCGUCGCGCUGAAACGUGUGCGGCUGGACGAGGACGAUGAGGGUGUGCCGAGUUCGGCGCUGCGGGAAAUAUGUUUGCUGAAGGAGCUGAAGCAUAAAAACAUCGUCCGGCUGUACGAUGUGCUGCACUCGGACAAGAAGCUAACGCUCGUGUUUGAGCACUGUGAUCAGGAUCUGAAGAAGUACUUCGAUAGCUUGAACGGCGAGAUCGAUCCGGAUGUGGUGAAAAGCUUCAUGUAUCAGCUGCUGCGCGGGCUUGCCUUCUGCCACAGCCACAAUGUGCUGCACCGGGACCUAAAGCCACAGAAUCUGCUGAUCAACAAGAACGGGGAGCUGAAGCUGGCCGAUUUUGGGCUGGCCCGUGCGUUCGGCAUACCGGUGAAGUGUUACUCGGCGGAGGUGGUUACGCUGUGGUACCGGCCGCCGGACGUACUCUUCGGUGCCAAACUGUACACGACCAGCAUCGACAUGUGGUCGGCUGGGUGCAUCUUUGCGGAGCUGGCCAAUGCCGGCCGGCCACUUUUCCCCGGGUCGGAUGUUGACGAUCAGUUGAAGCGAAUAUUUAAGCUGCUCGGAACGCCCGAGGAAGAGAACUGGCCCGGCAUAACGCAGCUUUCGGACUACAAACCGUUCCCACUGUACCCUCCGACAACGUCGUGGAGUCAGGUGGUGCCGCGACUUAACUCGAAAGGGCGAGAUUUGCUGCAGAAGCUGCUCGUCUGCCGUCCACUGCUGAGACUAAGCGCCGAACAGGCCAUGUCUCACCCGUACUUUACCGAAAACUGAAAGCGGUUCUAGCAGUUACGGGCGCUGCUGACGACCAAAGUAUCCCCCGGAACACCUUCACCACCGGCCACCAGCACUACCACUAUUGCCGCGCCGAUUGCUGCCGAGGAGCUGAUCUGCGAAGACGUGGACAGCAGACGGGACGAUUUGGACGAUGUGAGCAAUCCGAUUUUUGCGGGCCAAACGAACGACGCCGUGUAUGCCUCUACCCCACUAGAAACGAUCAACGAAUAGAAAAACGAUGACCACCCCUUACUGGGGGUGGUCCUUAGUUUCUAGUCUCUCAUAAAAAACGUCCCAUUCGCUCAUAUCGCCGCAAGCAGUGUCGUCCGUUUGGCGAUUUAUUGUGAUCCUAUUCCACAACUGGCAACUCAACGAGAGACCAACUACCAUGAAGGGUUUCCAGAAGAAAAACGUCCACAAAACGGCCGGUGAUUUAUAUACUAUUCGAUUCUCUCGCCACGAAAAUAUGUUUCCCCCGGUGAACCGUAGGACGGAUUACUAUCACUCGGAUUGUGAUGAAACGCGACGUCGAACUGAUUUGUGUUAGGCUUUUGUUUUGUGAUAGGUUUUCUGUACCGUUUUUAUCCUUUUAUUCCCUACGAUCCCUUUAAGUUCGGGUAUAAAAGUGUAUGGAGGUGUAAACCGCGAGAGUGUCAUGAGGAAAUGUGGAAGUUUUUGCUUGUUUACUUGCUCAGAUUUACAGCUAGUUGAUGUAGUAACAGCAAAGGGGUGUAACACAGCAAUCCAAAGCCAUUUGUAUGUAAAUUAUAAUGAAAUAUAUAAAUAUUAGUAUCAGUAGCGUGAA
Messenger RNA from Anopheles stephensi (Asian malaria mosquito), 1841 nucleotides. RefSeq names its product cyclin-dependent kinase 5 homolog (gene Cdk5). The record is from RefSeq and is a predicted model, not a curated record. Gene Ontology annotation, cellular component: nucleus; cytoplasm. Gene Ontology annotation, molecular function: ATP binding; cyclin-dependent protein serine/threonine kinase activity. The transcript is spliced from 2 exons. The coding region runs from base 164 to 1033 and encodes 289 amino acids. Gene Ontology annotation, biological process: axonogenesis; protein phosphorylation; neuron apoptotic process. NCBI's taxonomy places the organism in Eukaryota, Metazoa, Arthropoda, Insecta, Diptera, Culicidae.